Ruditapes philippinarum (Manila clam) is the source of this 753-nucleotide messenger RNA. RefSeq lists its product as uncharacterized. The transcript is spliced from 3 exons. NCBI's taxonomy places the organism in Eukaryota, Metazoa, Mollusca, Bivalvia, Venerida, Veneridae. The coding region runs from base 64 to 549 and encodes 161 amino acids. The record is from RefSeq and is a predicted model, not a curated record.
AAAGGUUUCAUAUAUAGGCUUGAGUUUGAAAGUAUUAUACAUAUAUUUUGAGAAUAUUCAAGCAUGAUGAAGACUGUUUUGGUGUCCUGUUUUUUAGUUGUUGGCUGGAUAAGUCAGAGUUAUUCUAACAAACAAGAUGAACGUGAACUAUUACAGAAGAUUGUCGACGCAAUUGCUGACCAACAUAGGGAAAACAUUAUAAGAAGGAUUUUCACGUCAAAUGAAAAUCAGAGAAGCAUUUACAAGAAGGGUGGACUCGUUGGGAAAAGUUUGGAAGCUAAACCAAAUUUAGAAGAUCGAAGGGGAAACAAGCAUCAUGAUAAGGUGUCAGAACACAAGAUAGACAAGGAUGAUGCUCUUGAUAGGGCAUUAGAAUCCUUUCUCCAAGCUAGAAGGGCUCGUGUUUGGUAUAGAUGGCUCGAACAUGGGGGAUAUAAAGGUUCCAACACAACGUCAACGACUACUCCUAUGCCACCGCAAACACCCCCAGCAACAACAACAAAACCAAAGAUUCUCUGGUGUAGAUGGUCUUGGUGGUGUAGGAAAUAAAUCUGUAUGUCUUGUCCAGCAUUUUUGUUUGUUCGUACUUUUCUUUGCCAGUUGGGCAACAUUUUCAAAAAUAAAACAUUGUUUCUGUAUAUACAAUGUGACACAUGUGUAGAACAGCAAAUGUGUAUCUAAGAUAUUCUUAGAUGUUUGCGGUAUAAUCUUUGAUCCUAAGAAAAUCAAUAAAAAGUAUCUAUUUUUUAAAAA